GCACCUCAACGGGCAGCCUUCAGGGUGACGUGGGCGGUACCGAAACAAUGUCCAAGAUGGUCCGGAUUGUGUUCUACGAGGACAAGAACUUCCAGGGCAGGCGAUACGAGUGCGACAGCGACUGUACGGACUUCCACUCAUACCUGAGCCGCUGUAACUCCAUCCGCGUGGAGAGCGGCGCUUGGGUGGUGUACGAGAGGCCCAACUACACCGGCUACCAGUAUGUUCUGACCCGAGGAGAGUACCCAGAGUACCAGCGCUGGAUGGGCCUCAACGACCGCGUCAGCUCUUGCAAGAUUGUUCACUUUGUAAGCGGUGCCCCAUACAAGCUGCAGCUCUUCGGUAAGGGGGACUUUGCGGGCCAGGCGUUCGAGGCCACCGAGGACUGUCCGUCCGUGCUGGAGAAGUACCACUGGCGUGAGGUGCACUCCUGCAAAGUCCUGGGCGGCUGGUGGGUCUUCUACGAGCACCCCAACUACAAGGGGCGCCAGUAUCUGCUGGAGAAGGGCGAGUACCGUAAGCCAGUGGACUGGGGCGCGGUGUGUCCCAACGUGCAGUCCUUCAGGCGGCUCACAGAGUAGUCGUGGGCUAGAGUCAACCCCCACCCCCUCGCCGCCUGAUCCGAUUCUUCCCAACCAGCCACCUUACUGUUCUCAUCACCGAUCAGUGGUUACUGAAACUACACCGCUGCCAAAGGCUAAAAUAAAACCCUGAAUGGCA
Molecule: messenger RNA, 720 nt
Organism: Esox lucius (northern pike)
Lineage: Eukaryota; Metazoa; Chordata; Actinopteri; Esociformes; Esocidae
Product: gamma-crystallin S
Exons: 3
Coding region: 48-581 (177 amino acids)
Biological process (GO): lens development in camera-type eye; visual perception
Molecular function (GO): structural constituent of eye lens
Source: RefSeq, a predicted model, not a curated record